GGCCUUCAGCCAGACACGCCCCUGGGCCAAUUGGGAGAGCAGUUGGGUGGGCUGGUCCCACCAAGACCAUGAAACUGCACCCAGCUCACACUGGUGACCCAGGCUCUUCCAGACUCUGCGACCUAACUGACUCUUGGGUUCAAGGCUAGGAUGAGGGAAAUUGUGCACAUCCAGAUUGGCCAGUGUGGCAACCAGAUCGGAGCCAAGUUCUGGGAGGUGAUCGGGGAAGAACAUGGGAUUGACUGCGCUGGGAGCUACUGUGGGACGUCUGCUCUCCAGCUGGAGAGGAUCAGCGUUUACUACAACGAAGCCUACGGUAAGAAGUAUGUGCCGCGAGCCGUCCUUGUGGACCUGGAACCCGGGACAAUGGACAGCAUCCGAUCCAGCAGAUUGGGAGUCCUCUUUCAGCCUGACAGUUUUGUUCAUGGUAACUCUGGUGCUGGUAACAACUGGGCCAAGGGCCACUACACAGAGGGAGCGGAGCUGAUCGAAAAUGUCAUGGAUGUGGUAAGGAGAGAGAGCGAGAGCUGCGACUGCCUACAGGGUUUCCAGAUUGUGCAUUCUCUGGGUGGAGGCACCGGCUCAGGCAUGGGCACCCUGCUCAUGAACAAGAUCAGGGAGGAAUACCCGGAUCGGAUCUUGAACUCCUUUAGUGUCAUGCCAUCCCCCAAGGUGUCAGACACGGUGGUAGAGCCCUACAAUGCCGUGCUAUCCAUCCACCAGCUGAUAGAGAACACAGAUGCCUGCUUCUGCAUCGACAACGAAGCGCUCUAUGACAUUUGUUUCCGCACCCUGAGGCUGACGACACCCACCUACGGGGAUCUCAACCACCUGGUGUCCUUGACCAUGAGCGGGAUCACGACCUCGCUGCGUUUUCCCGGUCAGCUCAAUGCAGACCUGCGCAAGCUGGCCGUGAAUAUGGUGCCCUUUCCUCGUCUUCACUUCUUCAUGCCUGGCUUCGCUCCACUCACAGCCCAGGGUAGCCAGCAGUACCGAGCCCUCUCAGUAGCGGAGCUCACCCAACAGAUGUUCGAUGCCCGCAACAUCAUGGCUGCCUGUGACCCUCGCCGCGGCCGCUACCUGACUGUGGCUUGUAUCUUCCGGGGUAAGAUGUCCACCAAGGAAGUGGACCAACAGCUGCUGUCCAUUCAGACAAGGAACAGCAACUGCUUUGUGGAAUGGAUUCCCAACAAUGUCAAGGUAGCUGUGUGUGACAUCCCGCCCCGUGGGCUGAACAUGGCAGCUACCUUCCUGGGCAACAAUACAGCCAUCCAAGAGCUCUUCACCAGGGUCUCUGAGCACUUCUCAGCUAUGUUCAGAAGGCGAGCUUUUGUGCACUGGUACACCAGUGAAGGGAUGGACAUAAGUGAAUUUGGGGAAGCUGAGAGUGAUAUCCAUGACCUGGUGUCUGAGUACCAACAAUUCCAAGAUGUCAGAGCAGGGCUAGAGGACAGUGAAGAGGAUGCGGAGGAGGCAGAGGUGGAGGCAGAAGACAAAGAUCUUUAGCUAGGAGAGAAGCUAUAGGGCAGCCGAUGCUUGCUUUUCCUUCUUCCUCUUUAAAUAGCGAGUGAGUUUACUGUAGUGAGCCCUAUUUAUUUUUUAUUAGUUGUAGGAUAGACAUGCAGACAAAGUGUGCAAGUUUGCCAGGAGCCGUUUAGCAGUGUUGCUGGGUACCCAGGGCAGCUAGGAUGCUUCAGAGUCCUUUCUCUCAAAGCCAGCAGAACUGGGUGUCUGAAGAGUGUGUGGGAGGGAGGUUCAGGGCCAACGGAAGUAUGAGUCUGCCUCUAUGGCCAAGCUGUGUGGACCUUAUGUACCAUUCGACAGGCUGACUGGAAAAAGACAAAGGGAGGCAAGAAAAGCCACGUCUCUUCUCUCGGCUCCCACCGUCCAAAAGACCAUCAAGAGCAGAGCAUUCCAGUCCCCCGGCCUUUGUUUCCCAGUAACCAGCUUCCAACCUAUUUCUCUGUGUUUUCUUAAUAGAACGAGAUGCCAGUAGUUCGCUAAUGAUUGUCCUUGGUUUUCCUCUUAAAGACUGGGGACGCUCUUUUCAUUUUCUCUCACUCACCACCCCUGAGGCUGCUGUACAGCCACUCCGCUCUCUGGAAAGGGCUCGAGGCAUGCUCAGCAACCAUCCGAACGCGCAGGGACGCAGCCGAGAUGCCACAGCAUCCUCCUUGGUGACAGAGGACACGGUCUCAUUAGGGAACUUUUAUAGUUCAGAUUAAUUUGCAGAAGUUGCCAUAGACGUUAGCAGGAUGACACAGCUCUAAGCUUUAUGCAGUUGCGAUUCGCAUUAUAACAGGACUGAGCACACAGGGGCCUCUUACAGUUUACCUAGGCCUGAGGUACUGUGGUCUUCGUAGUUUGCUGGAAUUAUCCAACUCUCCUGUUUGACCUCUCCAAAAGGGAGUUAUUUGCAUGAUACUGGGUUCUCAAGUCAUGGUUUGUCCCCAGGAUGGGGAGGGAUGGAACCCAAGGCCUUGGGAUGUGCUAGGCAAGUCCUCUGUCACCAGCUAUUCCCUUGGGCCCCAGUUUAUAAUCAAUAAUAGAGCGGCAGGUGGAUGGCAUUCUCUUCGUACGUGCACUGUGAGGAAAUACUUAAAAGUUCCUAUCUAGAGGAAAUCAGGCCCUAUUGUUGAUAUGACUUGCCAAGCCCCAGUUUAUAUAACUGAAAAAAGCACUAAGUCCUUUAAAUACCUUCCACUUUGGUGUGGACGGAGAAACACUGGCUUAAGUGAAAUAUGCACCUCUUCAUGAUUAGCCGGAAAAGCUUCCUUAGGUACCAACAAGGCUUACAGCUCACGACUCUGCGGAGUCAGCUGCAUGUUUAACCUGGACACUUUCACUGUAAGCUUCAAAGGGCAAUUACAUAGUGCAAAAAACAGACCUUAAUUCUUUUGGAAAAAAAAAAUUAUUUUGGCUUUCUAAGACUGUGAAGACUUCUGUUCGUUGUUCACUAGCAAUCACUAAAAUGCAAAUA
Mus caroli (Ryukyu mouse) is the source of this 2980-nucleotide messenger RNA. It is a transcript of the gene Tubb1, whose product is annotated as tubulin beta 1 class VI. Lineage: Eukaryota; Metazoa; Chordata; Mammalia; Rodentia; Muridae. Gene Ontology annotation, cellular component: microtubule. The record is from RefSeq and is a predicted model, not a curated record. Gene Ontology annotation, molecular function: GTP binding; structural constituent of cytoskeleton; GTPase activity. Gene Ontology annotation, biological process: microtubule-based process.